Molecule: messenger RNA, 510 nt
Organism: Phytophthora nicotianae INRA-310
Lineage: Eukaryota; Oomycota; Peronosporomycetes; Peronosporales; Peronosporaceae
Exons: 1
Coding region: 1-510 (169 amino acids)
Source: RefSeq, a predicted model, not a curated record
AUGCUGGAUGAUAAUGCAUUCACCUUUGGGUACAAUGUAAAUGAAGACGGAACACCUGCAAUCGGAGAAGGCGUGGAUGACGACCCAACUAUUGUUGGACUUUCAACACCGUAUAUGAUAAAAAUGCUGGGCUACGCCGCAAAGUAUGUGCUUCAGAUUGACACGACCUACAAACUCGAUCAGUCUGGGUACCCAGUUCUCGUCCUUGGUAUCUCGGACCAGUCCCGGUCGUUCCACCUGGUAGCAAUGUUUGUGACAUCCCAACAGACUGGGGGUCUAAUAAGCAUGGCGCUCCAGAGUGUGUUUGACGUUUUCAAGGUGAUCACUGGCAACUAUCCGGAUAUUCGCUACUGCGUGGCAGACACAGAUAAGGCGCAGUAUAAUGCGGUAAUGGAUACUACGUCGUCCAAACGAAGCCGCAGUAGCAACGGAGCUUUGACGUAUUUGAUGUGUUUUUCCACGCCGUCAAGAACGUGGCUGACCGCGUAUCCAGUUAUCCAAUGGAAGUAG